This is a messenger RNA of Patella vulgata (common limpet), 2156 nucleotides long. Its product is annotated as zinc finger protein 235-like. NCBI's taxonomy places the organism in Eukaryota, Metazoa, Mollusca, Gastropoda, Patellidae. Gene Ontology annotation, molecular function: DNA-binding transcription factor activity, RNA polymerase II-specific; RNA polymerase II cis-regulatory region sequence-specific DNA binding. The transcript has a single exon. Gene Ontology annotation, biological process: regulation of transcription by RNA polymerase II. The annotation marks the transcript as partial. The record is from RefSeq and is a predicted model, not a curated record.
CAAACAGGAGAAAAACCUUAUAGAUGUGAUGUUUAUAGUAAAUCAUUUCCACAGUCACACAUAAGAAUUCAUAUUGGAGAAAAACCUUAUAAAUGUGAUGUUUGUAGUAAAUCAUUUAGUAAGAGUGGAUGUCUGCUGAAUCACAGGAGAAAGCAUACACCAGUAAAACCUUAUAAAUGUGGUGUUUGUAGUAAAUCAUUUAGUAAGAAAAUUAUUCUACAGAAGCACAGAAGAACUCAUCCUGUAGUAAAAUCUUAUAAAUGUGAUGUUUGUAGUAAAUCAUUUUCUAAAGGUUAUAACUUAAAAAAGCACAUCAGAAUUCACACUGGUGAAAAACCAUAUAAAUGUGAUGUUUGUGAUAAAUCAUUCACUCAGAGUAGUAAUCGACAGAAACACAUGAGAAUUCAUACAGGUGAAAAACCUUAUAAAUGUGAUGUUUGUAAUAAAUCAUUUAUUGAUAGUAGUCAUCUACAGUCACACAUGAGAAUUCAUACUGGUGAAAAAUCUUUUAAAUGUGAUGUUUGUAGUAAAUCAUUUACUAUGAGUGGUCAUCUAUAUAGACAUAUUAGAACUCAUACAGGUGAAAGACCUUAUAAAUGUGAUGUUUGUAGUAAAUCAUUUACUGAAAGUAGUCAUCUUUAUACACACAUGAGAAUUCAUACUGGUGAAAAACCUUUUAAAUGUGAUGUUUGUAGUAAAUCAUUUACUCAGUCUGGUCAUUUACAGGACCACAUCAGAAUACAUACAGGUGAAAAACCUUUUAAUUGUGAUGUUUGUAGUAAAUCAUUUUCCACUAGAAGUCAACUACAGGACCACAUCAGAAUACAUACUGGUGAAAAACCUUAUAAAUGUAAUGUUUGUAGUAAAUCAUUUGCUAGCCGUAAUUCUUUACGAAAACACAUGAGAACUCAUACUAGAUAAAAAAACAACCCAGCAAAAUAUAAAUGUGAUUGGUAGCCAUACCAGAUUUUUCUCAUGCAGCUACCACAUGUAGUUUCGUUCUUAUGCAAACUCUUCAGGAUUCAGGUGGAUCACGGGUGGCCAAGUGGGUAAUACGCUGGCUCACUAGCUUUGAGGUCGGUUGUUCGAUCCCUGCAUUGGCCGAGAAAGUUCAUCCAGAUUUUCCGGGGUGUUUCUCCUUGUCAGUGAUGCAGGACAGAGGGCCUGACAAGGACAGCUGUCUAAUCGUUUGGAGAGGACGGAAAACCGAGGUCCCGUGUACACAUUGGCAUGCACGUAAAAGAUCCCUUGACAGUUGGAAUUCGAUAUAAGAGCACACUGUAUGGUGUAUACCCGUCUUUAUUAGCCCAGUUUGGUGUAGAACGUUUAACCCCAAUUAAUUUCUACAGGCUGUUGGGGACCAAAGCAAUUCUGUUUCAUUCAGAGUUGUUGUAAUUGUGUAUGACCAGAAAGUUGGCUAAAGAAUUUAUGUAAUAAAAAUGCUUAUUUAUGUAGAGAUGUUAUAGAUCAAGACAAUAAUACAUUCACAUAUAAAAAUAGAUAACAAUGAACAUACUUGAUCAAAUAUAUAAAUAAAAAUUGUGAUUUAGAUAAAAUUACAUGUGAUUAGAAAUUUAAAUAAAUCUUGAUAAUCUUUAUGAAAGUUGUUUUUUAGGCCAAAAAAAAUGAUGUUCUGUUUCUGGUAACCCAACCGACCCAUUACAAAACCUGCAGACUCAAUUUUUUUUUUAGUGUCAAGAGAAAUAAAAAAAACUUUUUUGUUCAACAAACGACCAUUCAGAAUACGCUUAGCCUACCAUAUUCGUGAAAAUGCCUAUAUUAUUUGUUGCUGUAAAUGAAUAUAAAUGUCAUCGUUCUUUGAAUCGGUAUUUACCGAUCGGAAUAAGCGAGUACUGUACAGCGAUUUAUUAUUAAGAACUGCCAUACUGUUGACGCGAGAUUGCUAACUGACGUGAAAAUCGAGACUACAGGUUUCGUAUAGAUUUACCACUGCUCAUUUCUAAAAGUUAUAAUCCUCACAGCGGUCUUUCUAAUAAGUAACGGCAUGCAAAUUGGACAAAAACAAGUUAACGUAUAUUUCAAACAGGUGAAUAGGAUCUGCUUUGGUAUUUAAAACAAGACAAAUAAAUUUAUUACAGACCUAUUUCGUGCGACGGCACGAUAUGAUUUUUUUAAGUUUUCAUUGCGAGUUCCUU